CCCAUCGUUCCGACUCGAGACUCCGAGACACAGUCAGUCUGGCCACAUCGCCCGUGGUGAUCGCAUCUGGCGUCGAAACGUCAUCUCUUCGCCUCCCACCAUCCGGCGCAUCUGUACGACGUCGCAAUACUUUAUAAGCAAUACGUUAAAAAUCACUUUACACGACUGGAUUACGCUGUUGCGAUGUGACUGUUACCCUGAAAACGCUUCAGUUGCUGUUGCCCUCCGAUUUCUAUGUAAUUACAGUGUGCGGAAACUUACGAGGAGGCGCGUCGCGCGAAAAGUUUUUGUUGCGGCUGAACUUGGGGGGAAAAUAGAUGGAAAUCUCUAGUGAUUUACAAGUUAAUUGUUCGACGAGAGUCAAUUUCCUUGAAGAGAUGUCCAAACUGUCAUGCGACUGACUGUCGACAAAAUCUGAACUGUUUUAUGAAGCUUUUAACGUCGCUGGCGAGGAUGCUUUCCAGAAUAAGAUAAAAUUUUUAUUAAAACGUCUAUACUGGAAUAAAUUAAUAAAUGAACUAAAUCAAGUGUUUUUAAGAUAAAACAUUCUAUUAAAGAAAAAUUCAGUGUGCUUGUGUUCAACAACGUGCAUCGGUCGAUCAGGAAGAACGUGUUCUACACCCACCCCUCCCCCUUACGAUCGUACCAAAUGCCUCUCCUGCAGUAACGCCCAAGAAUCAAAGCAGUUGUAGCCGAGCAGAAAGAAGGCAGCGAUCCGAGGAGCGAGACACCUCCCGGGUGCUUAGGCCGCCACCAUGAUCGUCCCUCACGUAGAAGUGGCAGACGGGGAGGUUCCUGAAGAUCAGAGGGAUGACCAAUGGUUGUUGUGCCACGGCGUGACACUACACGGCACCGCCAUGACGGACACGCAGCUCACGGUGCAGUGCGAGGGGAACGUCACCUGCACCCACCUGGACAGCAACCCGGGCGCCACCAUCGUUUCGCCGAUUCUCCUCAGCCUCAGCGGCGUUGCAGGUCAGAUCUGGGCGCUGUAUUACCUGUACACAACGACGCGACCCCAGCACUCGCGAACGGUGUUCUUCGUGUUGCUGAGCACUCUCAUCUGGACAGACCUCAUCGGGAAGAUCAUCACGACUCCACCGGCGCUGGUCGCUUACUCUCACGAAACAUGGGUCGGCGGGGUGCCACUGUGCAAUUUCCACGGUUUCUCCAUGAUGCUCAUAAGCUUGGUGACACAUCUCCUGGUCUCCACGAUGGCCGUCGAGAGAUUCAUCGGGAUCCGACACGGGUACUUCUACAACAAGAACAUCACUACCUCCAGGACAAAGGUGCUACUUCUCGGUAUUUGGCUCUUCAGCGUGUUAUUCUGCGCCAUGCCCCUCUUCGGGGUGGGACAGUAUGCCCUCCAGUACCCAGGUUCCUGGUGCUUCGUCAACAUCCACGUCUGCGAGGAGACGCCCUUGCACCAUCGCAUCUACACCAACAUCUUCGGCUGCUUCACUCUCAUCAGCCUGAUAGUGAUGGUAGUGUGCAACGUUGUCGUGAUAAUUGUCUUACUGGAGAAGACGGUUUCUCGCAAAGGCAACUUAUGUGAAGCCACUCUUCUGUGUCUCCGUCUGUGUCGACACCGCUGCACGGGAACCAAAUUCUCGGGUCCCCAGAGGAAUUCCAAGCACCGGGAACUCGAGAUGCAAAUGGUUCUCCUGCUGCUGGUCAUCACGAUCGUGUUCCUCAUUUCAUGGUCUCCGAUAGAUAUGAGGCUUUUCUUGAACCAGAUCUGGCCUCACAGUACAAGAGAAGAUCAUCUGAAAGACCUCAUUGCCGUCCGACUGACAUCUAUCAAUCAGAUUAUCGAUCCUUGGGCUUACAUCAUCUGCAGGAAAGUCUUCACCACGCGUGUAUGGCGUUGGCUAAGGAAGCCCCUUUUGGGACGGUCCUGGCUAUUACGGCGGGAGAGCUCAAGCCUGGCUAAUCUCGGCUCCAGGAGGAAAAUCUCGAGAACGCUGACUCCCGGGGAAAAGAAGAUUGAAUACAAGUCACCCUUUCACGACCAACCGGCGACGCCCCCCUCCCCGGUGCAGCCCGUGGCUUCCCAAGUGCGAGAACUCGAAGUCAAGGACAUCGUCGAGAUCUUCCGCGACUCCGGCACGGGAUCGAACAACACGCCCUCCACCUUCUGCAGCGACUCCGGCAACGGGAACAACAACAAUGCCAACAGUAAUCACCUUUACCAAGGUAUUGUCAUUUACGCCAUGGACGUCACAAAACUCGGGGUCGUGCCCAUACCCGUCUUCAUGAGCCAGCAGUACCGUGUAGGACCUCCUUCCGAAAAACACAACAACCGCCGAGUGCGCAGGAUAUGUUCUUCCGCAUCCGCCCGCUCGGCUUCCAACAGGCACAAGGAUUCUUUGAACAAUCCAAAUGGUGGCAUCCAGAACGGUCUCUCUCCCGAAGAAAUCAGCGGUCGAAGACACUCCUGGUGCUGUCCUCAGGACGCCCUUUUGGCAAAACACUACCGGACUCAGAGCACGCAGACCUUUAAGGGCGACAACUCCUUCCUGAACGGCCCACCACCCAAAGACCUCCUGAACGGCCGCGUCGCCCUGAGACCGGAGAUCAUCCUGACGGGAGAGAACUGCAGCAGCCGCGUGAUCAGCCCGAACCCGUACGGGACCUGUAACAACGACAGUUUCUACACGCCGCCAGACAACUACAACUGGAGCCAUCGCUGCGACUACGAGAGCAGCGACCAGUUCACCUCACAGUUCCAGAGCGAUUCGCUUCCAGACCCCGACGACGACCCCGUGUUCGUGGUCGCCUCCACUUCGGCCAGGUUGAAGGGCAAGGUCGGUGAGCCUGAGAGAGAAAACGUCACGAUAUUCAAUUUUAACAUUCACACGAGCACGCCCAUCCACAGAACCCUAGACAGUUAGUAGGUUCGUCGCCGGUGGCCUUUCUCUCUCUUGUACCUUACGGGCUGCAAAACUAUCAGUUUUAUAAGGUGGGCGUUUGCAAGGAGAUAAAGGAACGCCGUUUUUGAAAAGUUAGUGUCUACAUUGAUUAAAAGUGAGGAAAGGUGAACGAACCUUGAGCAGUGUUUAUUUCUAAACUAACAGAAAAAUCGGCGGUAAAUAAUUUUACAAGUGGCCGCGUCUGACGAGAAACGAGACUCGUUGAACGGAGAAAAAAUAAUCCUUUUCGAGGCUUUUUCUUUUUAUAACUGAAAGAGUGGUUUAUUUUUCCUUUCACUGCAGCUUUGUAAAGAUAUUAUAUAGUCUUGAAUUUUGAUACGUUCAAGCCAAAUUUAUGGUGCUUUAAAACGAAAAUAUACCUAAUGGAUUUACAUAUAUUAUUUCAGUGUCGCUGUAUUGUGAUAAACAUUGUAUAACUUACUGUUAGGUUAGUACUGACAAUCAUGUCUUGUGAAUAUGCCCACAGUUACUCCAAGGAUAUCUGACUAUUUUUCACUACAAAUAACUAUAAAUUUAUCAGCAUUUUAAAGCAUAUAUUAUAUAAAUGAAGAUGGAAAAUACUUAUUUCAGUAAAGCAAAGGGAAAACAGAAGUGUUAUAUUAUAGGUAAUCUACCCACCCUUUUCAAACAAUUCUUUGAAGAGGUGUAGAGACAACCCGAAAUAUAAAGCUGUUCUGCUCUACCUUUUUUUUAUUCAUAUAAACAUGUUCCUUCUUCAGUGUACCUGUUUUUACAAUUUUUGACAAAUUAAUAUACAUAUAUAUAUACAUGAAAGUAAUGUGAAAUUACUGUACAUAUAUAACUAGUAUAUCAAAAUAUAUACAUUUCUACUUGUGUGUGAAUCCAUUCACACAUAUAUUUGCUAUUACUACUAAUGUAAUCAUAGCCACAUACAUAAAUCUGUCGGGUAAUCAUUCUGUAGUAAUUUAAGAAUCAAUUAUGAAUAUUCUUAUGCGUACAAAUGACUAUCGUAAGUAAAGGCAAAGAUUGUUCUAGUGACAUACACCUGGCGACAAACACGUUCAUAUCACGCCAGUUUAUGAAGGUGAAUCUUUGCUAGGGAGUUCAUUAUAACCAUGCAUUUGGUUGUAAUGCUAUUAUCUAAUCCCUUUUCUAGUUAUUCUAGUUAUCCGCGGGCUUUUCGUUCUCCUAGUCGCAGUCUAAAACCCUCGUAUUACAGAAGUUGGCAACUGUUUCUUUCCCACUAAUACUGAACGUUACUUUCUGGUCUGGGCUAGAUAAAGGAACUUGGGCUGCCAGUUUCCAGUGGGCCCUUACUUCUGAUAUUAUACAUUCUGCAUGGAACUAAGCGACAUGUCACACACACAGAAAAUGCUGUCAUUUCAUAUCAGAUCAUAGCUUAAUCAGCGCGUAAGUGUAGUGAAUAUCGGUAGCUGUUUUGUAUGACCUGAUCUAAUUAACUGAUGCUUUGUCAUAUUAAGUACGUAAAUAUGUGGGUUUAUAAAUGAUUUAACUGCUAAACAGGUAUACACAUUUUAAUACAUAAUUUUGCACAUUCUGAGACGAAUGCAAAGUUGUGAGCAUUUAUGUUCAGUAAUGUGUAUGCGUGUUGUAUAUGGUGGUAUCUAUAUUAUUUUUAAAUAUACAUUAUAUAUAUAUAUAUAUAUAUAUAUAUAUAUAUAGAUAUAUAAUAUAUAUAUUGUCACGCUAUCUAGUCAUUGUAAUUUGUAACGAAGAUUCGAGAGUCGAAAACGUAUACUCUGUAAAGGCUCUAUAUUUGUUGUGCCAUUUCCAUAUUUGUAUCGGUGUUUUAUAUAUUCUGUGCCAUGUCUUCACGUGUGUCCGUCCGCCAGAAUGGUGCACUAGGAUAAUGUUCCCAUUUUUAUGUUCACAGCUUCAGGCGAGUUUCGAAAAAACCCAUCGCCAGAAAAAUGUUUUCUGAGAUCUUUCAGCACCUUACAGGGAAGCAUAAUUGCACACGAUAGCAACUAAAUUUUUCUCUUGACGAAAACUUUAUUAGUCACGUGUUUUUUUUUUUUAUCUGGGUGCCGUAACACAAGCCUAAUUACUUCAGCUACGUCAUCAAUAUUUGCUACUUUUACCUGCAAGAUGAUGAAAGAUGACAGAACAAAUGCUCGUCCUAACACAAGUUUUUAAUCGUCUUUUAUUUUUCUUUUAGAUGACGUCUUCACGUCAUUAAAAACUCGCUAGUAGUGAUUCACUUUAUUUUUCUUUCUUGUCUUGUAUUCACUGGAGAUCUUCCAAUCUUAUGUUGCUUCUUAUCAAAGCAUUUACCACUAUUAUGAUUCAUUUUUGGUGUAUACAUAUAGUACAAACGAAAGGUAAUUUUAAGGUUGAAUGGAAAAUAUCAACAAAGCAGAAAAAUUUUUUUCAUCGCAUUUGAAGAAUUCCUUUGACAAAAUAAGAUCGCCAAGAAUUUACUGGAAUGAGAAUUAGCAUAGUUUCCUCGGGACUUUUAUUUUCUUUGUGAAAAUACUUAAAGAUAUUUAUCGUUUGAGACAUCUACGAUGAGUUCUUGAAAAUGAAAGAUAUUCUUCCUAGGCUUUUUUUUUUCUUUUAACCAGGUAUAAAGUUAGCUUUUCCAGUUAAACGCCUCCCAUGGUUCUAUCACUGCCAUUUUGGAACUGCAAAAGUUUAUAUAUUGAUAAGAUUUGGAUUUAUUAUUUUUUUCUUUUUUAAUUAAAGAAAACCCCGAACGACCAUUACAAUUUUUUUUGAAGUUACUGCGGCUUUCCUAUACGCGUUGUCACACGAGAUGUUUUCCGGAAUAACUUAAUAUUUUUCAGACAAACUUUAUUCCACGUUCCGAAAACUGAUGGUAAAACAAAUCCAGCAUGUUGUUGCUACGUGACGCCACAUGAACGACCGUGAGAAAUGUAAAUUUUGCCGUUGGUGCUGGCUCCUACAGUACCGUGUUUGUCACAGGAAUGCUAAGGAGAUGCACUUUAAGGGGUACUUUGUAAAAUGGAUACUUUGUCAAAGCUUAAGGAAAAAAACUCACCAUAAUGUAAAUAAGAGUCUGAAUUACCUUCUGAGUUGUUCGUAAAGUCAAGAUUUCUGCCCCAAUCUUCAGUCUUUAACCUGAAAACUGAAAAUAUUUCAGGUAACUUAACCUUUGGUCAUACUUAAAAUAUUACAUUGAUCAGCUAAAAGCGUUAUUUUUCUAACAUCAAAGCAGUUUUAUCGGUGUUUAUCACCAGAACACCGCUGGGCGUAAAAUGAGGUUUAUCCAUAAACUUAGGUUGUGCAAUGGCUAGGAUUUGAAAAUCUAAGUCAUAGAAUUUUUCCGAGUUGGUAUUUUGUCAUUUUUCAUAAAUAUCUGUCAAAUGUCAGUACGUCUAGGUCAGUGCCAUGCUUUGUUGUUUGUUUGUCAUUGCGUUCAAAGUUUAUGUACAUUGUUUUCAUGGCAGAAAGUCGUGAAACACUUUAUAU
Molecule: messenger RNA, 6347 nt
Organism: Macrobrachium nipponense
Lineage: Eukaryota; Metazoa; Arthropoda; Malacostraca; Decapoda; Palaemonidae
Exons: 13
Coding region: 756-2894 (712 amino acids)
Biological process (GO): adenylate cyclase-activating G protein-coupled receptor signaling pathway; inflammatory response; positive regulation of cytosolic calcium ion concentration
Cellular component (GO): plasma membrane
Molecular function (GO): thromboxane receptor activity
Source: RefSeq, a predicted model, not a curated record